AUGGAUACAAUGGUUGACUCGGAAUCCGAUGGAGAAUAUGAAUAUGAAUAUGGAACAGAGACUGAGACCUUUUAUCUCAACCUGGACCUGACCGCCCACCAUGGCCCAGUGCGCCCUCCGCGCCGUCGCCCAAAUGAAGCAGAAUCUUUGGAAAAUACACAGAACCCGCCAGAGGAAAUGAGCCAUGGAUUCCCAAGUGAAGCUUAUCAUCCGAUUGAGAGCGCCGAGACAAGCAGCCUCCCCAACGAACGAAUCCAAAUUCUCGACCUCCAUACGACCAAUCCAAUCAUCUCAUACUACAACCAAAUGUUCAGUUGCUCCUGGGCUGAUCAAAUUGGCACUGAGCUAGUUUUUGCUAGCCCGGACACAGAAUCUGGCCCGGACAACCCUUUCCCUCAACCGCUACACCGUGGAGCUUCCUACGAGCUUGUGGCCGCCAAUAGUGUGAAGAUCCUCGGUCGGAAGGCACAGCUCGCCCCCAACGCUGGGCCAGGACCAGCCCAAGGCUUUACCGAAGGUCCUACGCCAGAGUCCGCAUCUCAGGACGCUGACCCCCUCGAUGUCCCCCGUCGUCCCACAGGCCCGUCUCACCAGGCGCAGUUCCUCCACAGGCUGCAGCAGAUCAAAAAUGCCAAGGGAGAGACCGAUACUGUUCGCUUGGUUAUGAGUACCCGUCGUCAGGUGAAUAUGGCGGACAGACAGCAGGGCUGGGCCCGUACUGAGGCGCAGCUCGCUGAAAUCGAGCGGCUGAAUGAACGUGCUUCGAGAGGGGACUUGGAAGCAAAGGCAACCCUUGAUCUGCUGAUUCAAGAGCUCAACCAAGAGCUCAACCCUGAUGAGGCAGAGGAAGAGGCAGAUGCAGAGUCUGAUUCAGAAUUGGAGUUAACGUCUGAUAGCGAUGAUCUUACUUCAUGA
Molecule: messenger RNA, 915 nt
Organism: Penicillium griseofulvum
Lineage: Eukaryota; Fungi; Ascomycota; Eurotiomycetes; Eurotiales; Aspergillaceae
Product: TFIIIC subunit 6 family protein
Exons: 2
Coding region: 1-915 (304 amino acids)
Source: RefSeq, a predicted model, not a curated record